AUGACAUACUCAAAAUUAUUUUCAGGAAAUUCUGAAUUAGGAAAUUUACCUGAAUUAAUAUGUGAAAUUAUAAAGUAUUUUAGGAAUGAUUUUUCAACAUUGUAUUCAUGCAUUUUAGUCAACAGAUUAUGGUGUCGCUUAGCAAUUCCAUUGUUAUGGGAAGAUCCAUUUUCAAUUUACGCCCAAAAUUUUCAAUUUAUUGAAAUUUAUUUAGGUAAUUUAAAUGAGGAUGCAAAACAACAUUUAGUGGAUCGGAAUUUAAUAGCAAAAAAUUGUUCAAGUACAUUAUUCAAUUAUCCUAGUUUUAUUAAACGUUUAAAUACAAAUAAAAUUUUUCGUUCUAUUGGAAAUUGGCACCCAGCUUUAAUGGAUUGUUGGACAAUAUUAGUUUAUAGAUCAUUAUUUAAAAUGUUUAUUGAAAAUGAAGGAAAUUUACAUUCUUUUGAAUUUGAAUAUCAUACAGUUCUUGAUUUUAAUUAUCUUAAAGUUACUAUGGAAUUAACUUUACAAAAUCCAAAUUUUACUUGCAAUAUUAGAAAUUUAAAGUUUUCUAUGAGUGCUACAAAUAUUUAUAUAAAUAUGUUUCCUUUACUAAAAUUUUUAUGUUUUAAUUGUAAUUCAAUCUCAUCAUUUUAUAUUGGUUAUGGAUAUAAAGACGGUGAUAACACCUUAAUUGAAAAAUGUUUGACACAAAUGUUUAAUACACAACAGAGUAUCGAAAAAAUUUCAUUUGAAUGCUAUAACUCUUUAUACGAUUCGUUUUCAUUAUUAACCAAUAUCUCAAAUACUUUGAAAAUAAUUACAUUCUAUAGAGUUGAUUUUGAGGAAAUAAUUAAUAAUAUUCAAGAAAUAUUCAAUCAAUUGAAUGUUUUAGAAACUAUUCAUAUUAUUUAUUGUUAUUCUUUAAAUUCUGAUUUUGUUCAACAAAUUAUUAAUGUUAUUAGGCCAUUUAAAUUAAAAUCUUUGAUCCUAAAGUAUCAUUUUCAAGUUGAAUCAUUACAAUUGUUAAUACAAAAAUUUGGUAGUGAUUUAGAAAAUUUUGAAUUUAGUAAAGGCCUUUUACAUGGUAAAUCAAAACAAAAAAGACAAAAAUUAUUCGAAUCAAUUAUAGAAUAUUGUACAAAAAUUAAAUAUUUUUCAUUAAGAGAUAUUAAUAUUAAUCUAGCACUUAAUCUAAUUGAAAAUAUUAAAAAACAAAGUCUUAAUUAUCUUAAUAUAAGAUUUUAUGAUUAUUAUGGUUACUACGAAUCAAAAAAUUUAAAAAAUUUAGGACAAAUUCUUCCUUCUAAAUUAGAAUUUUUAAAAUUAGAUCUUAUUAAACCAAAUUAUUUGAAAAUAUUUUUAGAAAAUUUUCAAGAUACUUUUAUCAAAAGGUUAUUUAUUAAAAUCAAAUUUCAUGAGGGAUACAAAGAUAUUUUGUCUUAUAUAAAAGAAUACAUUAUGAAAAAGAAAAGGGUUAAAUAUUUAGCCAUAUUAAUUAAUUGUCAAGACUUAGUUUCUUUGAAAGAUGAAGUAAAAGAAUUUGAAUUAUAUAAUAUUAAAGUUCAAAAAUAUGAUGAAUCUUAUAUUAGAGAUAUUGAUAUUGUAAACAAUUAA
Rhizophagus irregularis DAOM 181602=DAOM 197198 is the source of this 1596-nucleotide messenger RNA. RefSeq lists its product as uncharacterized. Lineage: Eukaryota; Fungi; Glomeromycota; Glomeromycetes; Glomerales; Glomeraceae. The record is from RefSeq and is a predicted model, not a curated record.